Molecule: messenger RNA, 1467 nt
Organism: Exophiala aquamarina CBS 119918
Lineage: Eukaryota; Fungi; Ascomycota; Eurotiomycetes; Chaetothyriales; Herpotrichiellaceae
Product: hexokinase
Exons: 3
Coding region: 1-1467 (488 amino acids)
Biological process (GO): glycolytic process; intracellular glucose homeostasis; glucose 6-phosphate metabolic process
Cellular component (GO): cytosol; mitochondrion
Molecular function (GO): D-glucose binding; fructokinase activity; glucokinase activity
Source: RefSeq, a predicted model, not a curated record
AUGGUGGGCUUAGGACCAAGACGAAAGCCUUCCCGCAAGGGGUCUAUGGCCGAUGUGCCCAAGAACUUGCUGGAAGAAAUUGCCAACCUCGAGAACAUCUUCACCGUUGAUGCUGCUAAACUCAAGCAGAUCACCGACCACUUCGUGAACGAGCUGACGGCUGGCUUGGAGAAAGAUGGGCAAAAUAUCCCCAUGAACCCCACCUGGGUCAUGAGCUUUCCAGAUGGAGAUGAGCAGGGAACCUUCCUAGCUUUAGACAUGGGUGGUACAAACUUGAGAGUGUGUGAGAUCACUUUGACGGAAGAGAAAGGCGAGUUUGAUAUCAUUCAGAGCAAGUAUCGUUUGCCGGAAGAACUAAAGACUGGCACGGCCGAUGAACUGUGGGAAUACAUUGCAGAUUGCCUGCAACAGUUUAUCGAAUAUCACCACGAGGAUGAAGAUCUGACAGAUCUCCCGCUUGGUUUCACCUUCUCCUAUCCUGCUACCCAAGAUGCCAUUGACCAUGGCGUUCUCCAGAGAUGGACCAAAGGCUUUGAUAUCUCUGGCGUUGAAGGGGAAGAUGUUGUUCCCCAAUUUCAAGCAGCUCUCGAGGCCAGGAAACUCCCAAUCAAACUCGCCGCCCUCAUCAAUGACACAACUGGCACUCUGAUUGCGUCCGCAUACACCGACCAGUCCAUGAAAAUUGGCUGCAUCUUCGGCACCGGGUGUAACGCUGCGUAUAUGGAAAACUGCGGCUCGAUACCUAAAUUGAAGCACUUGAACCUCCCAGAUGACACACCCAUGGCCAUCAAUUGCGAAUAUGGAGCCUUCGAUAACGAGCACAAGGUCCUCCCCAUCACCAAAUAUGACACCAUCAUCGACGAGGACUCACCACGACCCGGCCAACAAGCAUUCGAGAAAAUGAUCGCAGGGCUCUACCUCGGCGAGAUUUUCCGGCUCGUAGUCGUCGACCUACACGAGAACAAGAACAUCCUGUUCGAGGGCCAGAAUAUCUCGAAACUCAAGAAACCCUACACAUUAGAUGCAUCUUUCCUGUCCUUCAUCGAAGAAGACCCCUUCGAGAACUUGCAAGAAACACACGACAUGCUGGAGGAGAAACUGCAAAUCACAGCGACGAAGCCCGAAUUGGAACUCAUGCGUCGCCUGGCAGAAUUGAUCGGCACCCGGGCAGCCCGCCUCUCCGCGUGCGGCGUUGCAGCGAUCGUCAAGAAGAAGAAUAUCGAGUCCUGCCAUGUCGGCGCAGACGGCAGCGUCUUCAACAAGUACCCUCACUUCAAGCAGCGCGGCGCCCAGGCCCUCCGUGAGAUCCUGGAUUGGCCUCGCGGCAAGAAAGACCCCGUCACACUUUUGAGUGCCGAGGACGGAAGUGGCGUCGGCGCUGCCCUGAUUGCCGCUCUCACUAUCAAGCGUAUUAAGGAGGGCAAUACCGUCGGUGUAAAAGCGCUUGAUAUUUUGAAGAAAUGUUAA